Molecule: messenger RNA, 1525 nt
Organism: Nicrophorus vespilloides
Lineage: Eukaryota; Metazoa; Arthropoda; Insecta; Coleoptera; Silphidae
Gene: ND-49
Product: NADH-ubiquinone oxidoreductase 49 kDa subunit
Exons: 7
Coding region: 1-1398 (465 amino acids)
Biological process (GO): mitochondrial electron transport, NADH to ubiquinone
Molecular function (GO): NADH dehydrogenase (ubiquinone) activity; quinone binding; NAD binding
Source: RefSeq, a predicted model, not a curated record
AUGGCGAGCGCCUUGGUAAAUACGGUGUUGAAGAAGGCGAUUUCCGCCCCAGCUGUUAACUUCCUCAAGAAUGCACCGGCCCUCUUCCACACCAGUGCAACCCAGUCGCACAAAUGGUACCCAGAUUCCGAGUACUUCAGCCAAUUCGAUGGCCCAGUCAUGUUCAACAAUGAGGUCACAAAGAACUGGGUUCUUCCACCGAUGAGUGGUAAAAUGUCCCCCGUGGAGAAAUCCGUGAAGAAUGUCACCCUGAAUUUCGGACCUCAGCAUCCGGCUGCUCACGGUGUGCUCAGGUUGGUUCUGGAUCUGGAAGGAGAGGUUGUGAAGAAUUCCGAUCCACACAUUGGUCUUUUGCACAGAGGCACCGAGAAGCUGAUUGAAUACAAGACGUAUACUCAGGCGUUGCCUUACUUCGAUAGGUUGGACUACGUGUCCAUGAUGUGCAAUGAGCAAUGCUACAGUUUAGCCGUUGAAAAGUUGCUUAACAUUGAUAUUCCGUUAAGGGCUAAAUACAUUAGAACUCUUUUUGCUGAACUUACAAGAAUCCUCAAUCAUAUUAUGGCCAUCGGCACUCACGCCCUUGAUAUCGGUGCUUUGACUCCGUUCUUCUGGCUUUUCGAGGAGAGAGAAAAGUUGAUGGAAUUCUAUGAAAGGGUUUCCGGUGCCCGUAUGCACGCCGCGUACAUUAGACCUGGUGGAGUAGCAUUGGAUCUUCCACUGGGAUUGCUGGACGAUAUUUACGACUUUUCGGCGAGAUUCAACGAAAGAAUCGACGAGGUUGAGGAUGUUUUGACUCAAAACAGGAUAUGGGUCCAGAGAACCGUGGACAUCGGCCGUGUUUCCGCCGAGGAUGCUUUGAAUUAUGGCUUCAGUGGAGUCAUGUUAAGAGGAUCUGGCAUCAAAUGGGAUUUGAGGAAACAACAACCCUAUGAUGCUUACCAUUUGGUCGACUUCGACGUUCCAAUUGGAACCAAGGGAGACUGUUAUGAUAGGUAUUUGUGCCGUGUGGAGGAAAUGAGGCAAUCUCUGAAGAUUAUCGAUCAAUGCUUGAACCAGAUGCCAGCUGGCGAGAUUAAGACGGACGAUGCUAAAUUAAUGCCACCGAGCCGUACAGAAAUGAAGAACUCCAUGGAGGCUUUGAUCCAUCACUUCAAACUUUUCACCCAAGGAUACCAGGUGCCUCCAGGCGCUACUUAUACCGCCAUCGAAGCGCCGAAAGGUGAAUUCGGAGUUUACUUAGUGUCCGAUGGUAGUUCGAAGCCGUACAGGUGUAAAAUCAAGGCUCCCGGUUUCGCCCAUUUAGCCGCCAUCGACAAGAUCGGCAAAAACCACAUGUUGGCCGAUAUCGUCGCCAUCAUCGGUACUCUGGACGUAGUGUUCGGAGAAAUCGAUCGUUAGAUCAAUUCAAAAAUCUGAAUUUUAAUUUAAAUACUUUGGAAAUUCUGGAUCUGUAUUCUCAAAUGAUUAAGUUAUAUUGUUGUAUUAAUUUGUAAGUCGCAAAUAUAACUACAAAAUUAUGUAAUAA